This is a messenger RNA of Hyaloscypha bicolor E, 993 nucleotides long. RefSeq lists its product as uncharacterized. The annotation marks the transcript as partial. The record is from RefSeq and is a predicted model, not a curated record. Lineage: Eukaryota; Fungi; Ascomycota; Leotiomycetes; Helotiales; Hyaloscyphaceae. The transcript has 3 exons.
AACGAAGCUAAACUACUGAUCCGCGAAGCCCGAAGCUUAAUAGUCAAAGCUAUUAGUAUCACUACGUCACAUGACCAGCAAUCUCGACUACUAGAUCUAGUAGAAAUCUUCAGGGAAUACACAGAAUUCGGCCGUAUCCGCCAUACUAGUACUUUACUAGCCUCUCAAGUAGCGAACCUCGAAAAUGCCACUAAACGGAUCGAAAUUCAAGCAAGAACACAAGCAAAAACUACCCCCACGAAGCCUACACAAGCUACACAAGCUAAGCCUACUUGGGCUAGUGUGGCUAGUCAAGAACCUACAAACUCAGCAAAGAACUGGACUUUAGUAUCACAUACUAAUGCUCGUGACACUAGCUUAUAUAGCACACGUGAUGCUAAAAACACAGCCCUCUCUAGGAAAUGCACCUUCCUACUAGCUCAUAUAGAGCAGGCUACUUCCUUUUCAGCUAUUUCUACCCGCAAUUCGCUCAAUACUGCUUUCCGCUCUAAGGGAAUCAAGGGACUAGUAAUCUCUAUAGUCUCUCUUUCCUCAAAGGGUAAUAUUAUAGUAAAUACUACCCCUGAGUUCAACUCUGACUUUCUGGUUCAAAAUAUUGAGAUUAUAAAGGGGGUGCUUCCCUUAGUUAAAAGCAUACAAAAAGGGGAACCAUGGUAUAAAGUUAUUAUCCACGGUAUACCUAUUCGUGAAGACUCAGGCCUCCAGCGAGCCGGUUCAGUAGUAGUGGCAUUCCCUACCGAGAUCCAAGCUAAUAGAGCUAUUAAAAAUAGACUCCUUAUAGCCGGAAUCUCUGCUAAGGUAGUAAAAUAUCAUACUAUCUCUAGCACUGCACAGUGCACUAGGUGCGCAGGGUACGGGCACUUAGAUUCUAUUUGCAAAAGAGAACCUAAGUGUUUACUAUGUGGGGAAAGUCAUGUGACUGAGAACCAUUUUUGCUCUAUCUGUAAAAAGAAGGGUAAAAAGUGCCCCCACGUGAUCACCAAAUGCUCUAAU